AUUGGUUGAUUGGCUCCGUGGCGGCUCUUCAGCGCCACGGAAACAGUUAGGUUGCUGAACACAAAGACUCCGUUCUCGUCGCGCAAGGAAAGAGCAUGACUUCCGAAAUAGACCUGGAUGAUUUCCCAACACUGAAACUAAAGCAUGUCCAUAUUAAAGACAAGAAACAUUUAUUAAGAACAAUAAAUACAAUGUUGAAAGAUGGGUCUAAUUCAUUACAGAUAGUUACUGAUUUCGAUUUAACAUUAACUAAACAGCAUGUCAAUGGAAAAAAGGUUCUCAGUAGUUUUGGAAUCUUUAGUAAGUGCAAGCAACUUCCAGAAACAUACGCAAAGGAAUCAAGUCGUCUUUAUCAAAAAUAUAGGCCAAUUGAAAUAGAUCCUAAUUUAUCAGUUGAAAUAAAAACAGAGGCAAUGACAGAAUGGAUGAUAGCAGCAGAGGAAAUACUGAAAGGGAUACCUUUUAAUCCUAAUGAAAUACCAGAAAUAAGCAACAUGUAUGAAAUGUAUUUAAGGGAUGGUACUAAAGAACUUUUAAAAAAAUUGCAUCUUGCUAAAGUACCAGUUCUAGUUUUUAGUGCUGGUUUAGGCGAUAUUGUUGAAGCUAUUUUAAAAAGUCAGAGUAUUCUCUUUGAUAAUGUAAAGAUAAUUUCAAAUUUUCUCAAAUAUGAAGAUGGAAAACUAGCAGGUUUUCAGAAUGAAAGACUAAUUCAUGUUUUUAAUAAAAACAAACAUGCAAUAGAACAAGAUUAUUUUAAAUUUCUUGAAGGAAGGAAAAAUGUCCUUUUAAUGGGUGAUAAUAUAGGCGAUGCGUCAAUGGUUGAUGGAAUGAUGAAUACAUGUGCUGUACUGAAAAUUGGUUUUCUUUAUGACAAUAUUGAAAGUAGUUUGGAUUCAUUUAUGGAAAAAUUUGAUAUUGUUUUGGUAGAUGAUCAAACAAUGCAAGUUCCAAUUGACAUAUUACAAUUGUUGUUAUAAUAUAAUUAAAUAAUUAACAAAGUUAAUUUACAAAUAAUUAAAUACAAUUUUUCAAUUUCUAUUAUUUAUAAAAUAUCUCUUUCUCUUAGGUCUCAAAUCACUUUAAUAUAAUUAUCAUUUAUUU
Messenger RNA from Frieseomelitta varia, 1101 nucleotides. It is a transcript of the gene cN-IIIB, whose product is annotated as 7-methylguanosine phosphate-specific 5'-nucleotidase. The coding region runs from base 96 to 977 and encodes 293 amino acids. The record is from RefSeq and is a predicted model, not a curated record. NCBI's taxonomy places the organism in Eukaryota, Metazoa, Arthropoda, Insecta, Hymenoptera, Apidae. The transcript has 6 exons. Gene Ontology annotation, cellular component: cytoplasm. Gene Ontology annotation, molecular function: magnesium ion binding; 5'-nucleotidase activity.